UUUCUCCAGCCCCGUCGCCUUGUUCGGCGCGGAGCGAAGCUUACGGCACCCGGAGAGGCUGGGAAAGGGAGCUGCGCCCGUCUCUCCGCCAGAUCCAGCCCGCUGCUUGCUGCCCGUCUCCUCCUCCCCGCUGGGGUGGUUGCAGAAGUGGCGGAGGCGGCCACGGCAGGGGACCAUAGCCAAGGAAGGAGCAAGGAACCGGGGACGGCGAUAACACUAGAGGGAGGCUCGCUCCAGUGGAGGAAAGAAGAAAGAGGGAAAGGAGGCAGCCAGGCAUAAACACGCACGCACGCACCCACCCACUCGUCCAUACCUAUUUAUGUGUGUGUGUGUGUGUAUAUAUCUAUAUGCAUAUACGUGUGCGGGACACUGCACGAACUAUCCGUCAAAGGGCUGCAGAACUUGAUUUAUUCCCAAAAGACAGAGUAGCGACUCCUUCCCAUCCACACAGCGCGGGCUGGACCAGAAGAAUCCCCUUCCACAAGGAUAGAAAGACCCAGACUCUUGAAAGUGACGGAAGACCUUUCUGACCUACUUCCAGGGGGCAAACAGGAGUGUGUGUGAGGUCACGCUCUUCAAUAUUUUUGCAGUUUUCUCGCAUGGUUUUUUCCCUUUAAAUAUACGUUUGAAAACAUCUCCUGUAUAUAUUUGGGAAGUUUUGCUUGUCUUGUGCAGGCAACUGGGUGUGUGGGGAAGGAAAAGAAAAAAGAAGGCAUCAGCUUCCUAGGAAAUCCUCUUUCUUGAGCUCUAAGGAACCAUCCUGAAAGAAUAAGCACACUCAUCAUAAUACAAGGAUACAUCUGGACCCUGUUUGUAUUUCCUGGUUUUCCUGGGGCUGAAGAUGCUGUCCUACAGCGUGCUGGAUGCGAAUGUGGUGGAUGUGGAAAAAAGGCGAAGCCCUUCCAAGCACUAUGUAUACAUUAUAAAAGUAACAUGGUCAGACUCAACCUGCCAGAUGAUAUACCGCAGAUACAGCAAAUUCUUUGACCUCCAGAUGCAGCUUCUGGAUAAAUUCCCUAUUGAAGGAGGCCAGAAAGAUCCCAAGCAGCGAAUCAUCCCCUUUCUUCCAGGUAAAAUCCUGUUCCGAAGAAGCCACAUUCGAGACGUGGCCGUGAAGAGACUAAAACCCAUUGAUGAAUACUGUAGGGCGCUGGUGAAGCUUCCCCCUCACAUUUCACAGUGUGAUGAAGUCUUUCGAUUCUUCGAGGCCAGACCAGAGGACCUAAAUCCUCCUAAAGAGGAUUAUGGAUCCUCCAAAAGGAAAUCAGUUUGGAUGUCCAGCUUAUCUGAUUCUCCAAAGAAGGCUAUUGCAGGUGCUGACGCUAGCUCUGAACCUAUGAUCCUGGAGCAGUAUGUGGUGGUGUCCAACUAUGAGAAACAGGAGAACUCCGAGAUCAGCCUGCAGUCUGGAGAGGUGGUGGAUGUCAUAGAGAAGAAUGAAAGUGGUUGGUGGUUUGUAAGCACAUCAGAAGAGCAAGGCUGGGUCCCUGCUACAUACCUGGAAUCCCAAAGUGGAGUUAGAGAUGAUUCUGAAAUUAACAUGUCCAAAGGAGGGGAAGUUUCUAAGAGACGCAAGGCUCACCUGAGGCGCCUGGACCGGCGAUGGACACUGGGAGGGAUGGUCAACAGGCAGCAGAGUCGAGAGGAAAAAUAUGUCACAAUCCAGUCAUACACCAGCCAGGGGAAAGAUGAAAUCGGGUUCGACAAGGGAGUCACUGUGGAGGUCGUUCAAAAGAACCUGGAAGGAUGGUGGUACAUAAGGUAUUUGGGCAAAGAAGGCUGGGCCCCAGCAUCGUAUCUGAAGAAAGCAAAAGAUGAUCUACCAUCUAGAAAAAAGAACUUAACAGGGCCAGUGGAAAUUAUAGGAAACAUCAUGGAGAUCAGUAACCUGUUGAACAAGAAAUCUUCCAGUGACAAGGAAACACAGUCAGAAACUGAAACAGCAGAAUCUCACAUCUCCAAGAAGGAAAUAAGCUUGCCUAUUUUAUGCAAUGACUCCAAUGGCAAUUUCAUGAUGACUCAAGACAAGCAGGUGUCAAAACUAGCACAGGGAUCGCCAGCGAUAGCACGGAUUGCCCCACAAAGAGCUCAAAUAAGUUCUCCAAAUCUAAGAACAAGGCCUCCUCCGAGAAGAGAAUCCAGUUUGGGCUUUCAGUUACCUAAGCCCCCAGAGCCACCAUCAGUGGAAGUUGAAUACUAUACAAUUGCAGAAUUCCAGUCUUGUAUUUCGGAUGGAAUAAGCUUUCAUGGGGGACAAAAGGCAGAGGUCAUUGACAAGAACUCUGGUGGAUGGUGGUAUGUGCAGAUAGGUGAAAAAGAAGGUUGGGCUCCAGCAUCAUACAUUGAUAAAAGGAAGAAGCCUAAUUUAAAUAGGCGAACCAGUACUUUGACUAGACCCAAAGUUCCUCCCCCUGCACCUCCCAACAAAUCAAAAGACUCUGAAGAAGCAGUAGCCACUGGAACCAUAGCUUCAGGAGAUGGCCAAGAUUCCCCACACAAGCAAAAAUAUGAGGAGCCAGAGUAUGAUGUACCUGCCUUUGGUGUUGACUCAGAAUCUGAGCUGAGUCAGGGAGAAGAUGGUAGCCUGGAGAGAAGCACAUUCCACCGGCCCAAGCCUUCCCCUGUCUCCUCCCUCCAAAGGGCAAAAUUCCGAGUUGGAAUGUCUUCUGAAGAUGUGACUCAUGAAGAGGAGACUAUCUAUGAAAAUGAGGGCUUCAGACCAUGCAUAGAAGAUACUUCGUCAAACAAAGAAUCCAGUGGAGAUUCUGAUUCUCAAAGAAGUUCUUCGUUAUCAUUGAUCCAAAGAAAUUCUCCAUGUUCUGUUUCUCCUAAGUCCUCCCUUCUGAAGCCCCAAAAUGACAAAAGCAUUCAGCCAAACCUUGGUAAGCCUCACUACUCACGGAAUGAAGAGACAAAGCCAAGAUCAGCCUCAGAUGCUGGCUCAACUGGUGUGCCCAAAAAAAGGGAUACUGGCGAAACUGUGUCUAGCAGAGCAAAACCAAUGGUGAGGCCCAAACCUUUUCUGAACAAAGCAGAUUCUCAAAGCCAAGAAAGGAUGGAUAUCAGCACUUUACGUCACCAGCUGAGACCAACCGGUCAACUCAGAGGUGGACUUAAAGGUUCAAGAAGUGAAGAGUCUGAAAGUCCACCUAACACAGCUUCCGGACACCCAGAAGAGACCUUCAGAAGAAGCUCUGCAGAUCUCAUUACACCUCCUUCCCAUGGCUUAUUCUAUUCCAGCCAGCCAACCAAGGCAGAGAAUGAAAACAACUCCUCAAAAUGCCUCUAUGUAACUACUGACUCUUAUCAGAAAGUUCAAGAGUCAGAGAUUGGCUUCCCAGCAGGAAUAGUUGUGGAAGUCCUGGAAAAGCAAACAAGUGGAUGGUGGUAUUUGAAAUAUGGAGACACAGAAGGAUGGGCUCCUUCUCACUAUCUGGUACAACAAGAUACUACUUCCAAUGAGACCAACAUCUCACUGGCUCGGAACAGAAGAAAUGAAAACAAAUCCAACAGCUUGGAGAAAAUUGAGAAGAAGGUCCAGGCACUGAAUACCAUCAACCAGAACAAGAGAGCAACACCUCCUAUUCCCAACAAACCACCAGGUGGCUUCUCAAAAACAUCUGGUCCUGUAAAAUUGCGAAAUGGAGUUAGACAGCUAGCUGUGAGGCCGCAGUCAGUGUUUGUCUCCCCGCCACCCAAAGAUAAUAAUCUGCCUUGUUCCUUGCGUAGGAAUGAGUCUCUUACUGCCACAGACCACCUAAGGGCAGUGCGUCGCAAUUCUUCUUUCAGUACUGCCCAGUCCCAGAUUGGUAAUUUGAAAAUAAAACAUGCUGAUCGGCUUGCCUCUGAGGGCUCUGAGGGCACCACCUUCCUACCUAUUGAACACAAUGGAAUCCCAGUAUCCACUGUCCGGCCCAAGCCCAUUGAAAAAUCCCAAUUUAUUCACAAUAACCUUAAGGAUAUCUACAUCUCCAUUGCAGAUUACGAAGGGGAUGAGGAAACUGCUGGAUUUUCAGAAGGUGUUUGCAUGGAGGUACUAGAAAAGAACCCAAACGGCUGGUGGUACUGUCAGAUCAUGGAUGGAGGAAAACCUUUUAAAGGCUGGGUCCCCUCAAAUUACUUGGAGAAAAAGAAUUAAGUGUUGCAGUGUCUUUAAGUUCCCUAAAUUAUACUUUUUCUGCUGUGUAGAUAUGGAAGGAGGGGGAAGAUACAAAGAUGUAUUUCCUUUUGUUCCAUCGUAUAUUGAAAGGGAUUGUUGAACUGAGCAUUGCUAUGACCAGCAAGUCUGCCAACUAUGAGGGUGUGUUAGGGUGUGUUUGAAGGAAUUGGCUAAUUCAGCAAAUAUCAAGAAAAGGCAGCUUGAAUUAAUGCCUUCUUCUUCAUUACUUGGUGAAGCCUUUCACAUUUGAGUGCAACAGGGUACAUGAUCCCACCAUCCUGCUUGUAAUAAUAGGAAACCAAAUGUGUGCCUUUCACAAUAUAGUUUGGGCCUAUGUGUCUGCUUGGGUAUGGUAGGGAGUUUGGUGCCAAACCUGGACAUGUUUUUAAAAAAUCAGCUUGUCCCAUUUUUCCAAAUGGAGUGUGUAUAAAUAUUUUCAAAUUGUGGAUGGUUUCCCCAGUCCCACCCUAAGACAUCUUUCAUGUGUGCAGAGCAAACAGAGAAACUUGUUCAAGGGAUCCAGCACUAGCCCCCAGCCAUUGCAUUCUGUCUCCAGAUUGCUUGAAGAGUCGGGGGCCUUUUCACUGCGCAUAGCUGGCAUUGGACUCUGAGUGCAUAUUGUUCAGUUCCCCCCCAGUGGCAUCCACCGUACAUUUUUCCUUUGGUUGCUAUGUGUCCAUUGUUUCAGAAAAGGGGUUAAGUGGGGCUUAUUUUCCUAUUAUAAUUAAAAUUUGAAAUAUAAUCAAACUUUAGGUGGUUCUUAGGUGUUUGCAAACACACCCAAAGUGAUGUGUUGCGCACACUCACCUCUUGCGGACACUGACUGGUCUCAAAUGUAAUUUUUAUUUUUAGGGUCUUCUGAACAACCAAGUUUGUCACGUCCCUUGUUGUUUAGCACCCCACAUUUGGACUAGGGAGUAGCAAGGUCUUACCUGUACUUGAGGAAAAUUGGUUGACUGUAGCUAAGAAGGAGAAGCCGCUGUUACAUGAACUGUUCCCCUUUUUUCUUGAUCAUGGCCUGUUAAGGUUGGGCUGUCUGACUAGCUGGUAGGCACUGUACAUCUCUCCUGAACAAUUAUCCAUUGCUUCUGCUCUGGUUCUACCUUAUGUCCAGGACAAAACUUCAGUCAGUUCCCCUUGACCUGCAACAACCAAUGUGCAUACUCCCUUCUCCCAUCCAAAGGCCUUUCAAGACUUCCAGCUCUCAUUGCCACAGUUCCAGCUGGAAGACCUUGUGCCACAACACAAUAGCUUCUUCAGAACUAUCUAUACGGGUCUUGCAAGUUAUUCCAGCAUAGACUGUUGUGUGAAAGUGAAGGCCAGUUCACAAGAACUAGAAUGUCCAUGACUUAAACAUAAAGAAAUAGAAUUUAUUUCCAAAUACUGGGAUUUAUUUCCAAAUAAUGGGCCUUCUAUUUUGCAGAAGUUCCCCCUUUUUUCCUAUGAGAGGAAGAAUUUCUGUGUGUUCAGAAAUUGUGUAUGCACAUUGAAGAGCAUGGGAAAGUACUUACCUGUGAUAUGCCUUGAAACCACAUCAUCAUACCCAACUACCAGUACAGCUACUCCUUCAUGAAUGAGAGUUUCUAGAUGCACAUGGUGUUCAUGCAUGCACCUUCUCUACACCACUUACUCCAUUGAAAGAGGGGUGACACCUCACGCAUAUCCCCAUUCCACAUGGCUGCAGUCCUUCUCUGGGAGGGGAUGCUAAUAUAGGAGCUGUUUGUGCACAUCAGAAUGCCCUUGGUGCUUAAGAUCAAUGGCAAAUUUAUUUGCAUAUAUCAGUGUCUCCAAAAAAGCCAGAGAAAAGGGAAGGCCCUGAACUUUGUAUGUGUGUCCUUUUCAAACAGUAUCCAUCAGUGUUUACAGAGCUGGAUGCAGGGAGAGAAAAAGCCAUGGAUUUUACUGUCUGCACAGUUGUUUUAGUUUGUUGGGGAAAGGGGUUAUUUGUGAACCUCUCUGAUCUAAAGGUUAUUUUCCCUUUUAACAAAUUCUCUCUUCUGUUGUGUUCACUUGAACAUUACUUUUAUACUGAGGGAGAAACACCUGAUACAUUUUCAGACGUGAGAAGCAAAUGAAUAAAAAGCACCAGUAGGCUGGGAAUGCUACUAGACAAGAAGCACAUGCUUAUGUGUGUUCUCCCUCCCUCCAUUUCCUUGCUCAUUAUUUAUGAUUCUAAGAGUUUAAAAAUGAGAUGUUUUAUGGAAGGUCAUGGAAAAGAUGGAAACCACUGUGGGUGACAAGGUUUGGAGUGCAAUGUGUAUUUAUUUUUGAUGUGGCUUCAAACAUCAGCCUUCAAAUAAAUGUUGUAAUAGUAAAAGAAAUGCUGGAAGGCCUUUGCGUGAGAAUAUGGAAGAUCAGAUGGAAGUUUGAUGUUGCUGUCUUGAGGCCCAACAUUUUGUUUGCCCAGAGAAUAAAAACAGUUGGGUUUCAUGGCAAAUGUUAACACAGAAUAAUAGAGAAAUAACUCAUAUGUCUUCCAACAACACCUCAUGCCUUCUACCAGUUGGAAGAUGAAAACAGGAAGAUUUUAAUGAGCUCAAACUAAUGCUAACAAAAUCUUCCAAAUUUACAACUGAAAAUAUUAAGAGAUGUUUUGCUUUCCUGAAAAAUUACAUAAUGUUGACUUUACUUUUGUCUCAUUCAUUUUUUAAAAUUGUGUGUUACAUAUAUUAAAUUACAACAACAAACAUUGAGGGAUUGUUUUCCACAGCUUUCAUGACUUUCAGCUUGAUCUGUUAAGAUGCCAUUAAAGUCUGUGACCACAACCACUCUCCAUUCGAUUGCUCUGGUUAUAGCAGCGUGGAAGGAGGAGCCACUUUGGAGAAGGUGAGGGAGGGGGGAAGAGGCCUGUGGAACUCCAAUAAAAUCAGUGGGGAGAAAGAAGGCAAUCAUCUACACUACGGUGAAAAUGGUGUGGAUUUUGCCCUGAACUCUUCUUCCUGAGGCCUAGCAGCUCUGCAUUUUGGCUGGUUCCCUCUGUUGUUAAAGUUCUGCUGCAACAUUAGCAGUCGUUUAGAGGACUACCAGAGCUGCUGUGAGUUUAUAAUAGAAGUAUUAUGUUCUUCUGCUGGGCAGUAUUAAAUAGAGCAAAACCAUAAAGUAAUCUGCUAGAUUGCAGUACUAAUAGUAGUGAUUUAGCAACUCAUAUUAAUGUUUAUGAUUUAUUUUUUAACAAUAAUGAUGAAGAAGUGGUUCAUUAUUUUUGAAUUAAUGCACUUUAACCAUUUUAAACCAAAAUGCAGAAAAAUCAAGUGCAUUAUUUAAAGAUGCAGUAUAAAUUGUCAAUUUUAAAGUUCACCUAUUUAUUAAAAUAAUUUAUGACUAUUUAAAAAUUGUACUAUACAGUUUUGUUCUAAAGAUGCCAUCAUCUCUUGGGAAAAUUAACAGUGCAGCUCCCAAAAUUCCUGCUUUGAAACAUUGGACUCUCAAAAUACAAUGGAUUCAGUUAGCAAGAGUCAAAUUUCUGCCAUGGGAAAAGGGACAAACAUUUCUUACUGGAGAACAGCAAAUUGGCUAGCAGUAGUUCCAAACCUGUACCGCCAUUAAGAAUUUUCAGUGGAGAACUUAUCCAAAGUAUGUCAUGAGAUCAUGGGAAAGUUUUGCAGAUCCCCCAGAUGAGUUUCCAUGCUAUAUUACAACUGAGGCAGUGGUGUCCAUUUUGUAUUUUAGUGGUGCCCAGUGUUAUACUGGUGACUGCAGUCAUAAUAACGUGUGGAAAAUCAUUGUGUGGUAACUUGGCAGAAUUCUAAGGUUGCUUCUUUAAACCUAAUGUUAAAAAAAACUAUUUCUUGGUACAACUUGUACAGUUUGGCUUGCCCUCAUUCUGUUGGUGUGGGAAGUUGGGAACUGGCCUUCCUUCACUGUGGCAUCCCAGCAGUCUCAUGUAAUCUGUGCAAUUCCAUAUUUAAUAUGAUGGAAUACAAAGCAGGCAUGGUCUGUGUAAGCACUGCUUUCUUACAGGUGUUGCUUAAUGAUUAGAUUAAUUGCCCAUCAAGAAUAAUUGUAUACAAAUGUCUGUCACACAGAAUUGCUGAUGGAUCAAGCAAGUAGUCUUCAGCUGGCCUAGCCAAAAUGCUCUGGUAGCCAUUGCAAUAAGGUACUAAAAUUAAGUAAAUGAGCUCCUGUAGUGUUACAUCCACGAGUCAUAUUUGACCGUGCACCUUGGUGUUUUACACACACACACAUUUUUAGUAGCCCUUGUGUUGGGACAAACCUGGAGGUGAUUUCGUGUUGUACGAAAAUAUCAUGCAAUUAUGAAAGGGGGGGUGGGUAAAGGGCACUAGCAAGCACCUUCUUAGUCAAUUUCACUGUUUUCCACCUGUAAUGUGUCAUUUCCUUCUGCAGCUAUUAGGUGAGAUACAAAAUAUUCUUUAAAAAGAGUUGAAUUCAAAUUGCAGAGCUAUCCUGAUUCAUUAUAAUUAAGUGGCUAGUCUUCAUGAUUUUCUUGUACAAACAUGCUCAAGUCCCACCCAAAGUUAUCUAGAGUCUUUUCUCCAAAAUAAUAUAUUUUGAUCCUAAAACCAAAGUUGUCAAAACAUGGUGCUUUAAAAAAAAUAAACUAUAUAGUACUAACAGAAUUAUCUAAAUUUUUAAAUUAUCUGGGUCAGCUACUGAAUAAAAUAUUUUGUGAAGUCAAAGAGUGCCCUCUUGUGGAUGGAGGAAUGGCUUCUAGUUCUUUUUUUCCCUGCUUAUUGAAAUUGCCUUAAUCGUCCAUGCUUUCAAAAGGGAAAAAUAUUGUGAAAUGGGAAUGAUUGGGAUAGGAAAUGUCAAAACACAGCUUAAAUUUUUAGACAAAAUCCAAGAAUUUGAAACUGUUCUGCUGUAUACUGCAACUUUAAUAAUAAUGAGCACUUCUGAGUUCGUUAUUGCGGUUUUAUAUAAUGCCUGAAAGAUAUUCUCGCAGUUGUUGCUUUUCUAAAUUCUAGUAAUCAGUAUGUCUAAAGCUUCUUUUUGUUUUGUUCUACCCACAUAUGCCUUGUUGCCCAUUGUAACUUCUUUAACUGAGGCUUAUUUUUGGAGGGCGGGGGCAGAUGCUGACAUUAAUAUGCCUGGACUGUAUCACUUCAGACAGCAGGUGGCCACUGAAUUGCCUGAGGGAUCCAUCACACACAUGCACACACAGAGGCAUCUCUUUCCUGUACAUUAAAAAUAUGUUAGGUACAGGUCUAGCCUAGAACACUUCUCAAUUUCUUGUUUUCUGUGUGCAGGGAUUAUUGGUAUAGUAAAUCAAUCAAAAAUGUGUGUUUUCUCCUGCACUCUAAAAGUGGCACGAUCCAGAGCUACCAUAGCACUUUAACUUCUGGUUUGUAAGAACAAAGCAUCAUUGAACUUUUCAUGUCUCUGAAAUAAUACCAAAUUAUUUGUCUAGACUGGGAUCCAAGGUCCUGUGUAAGCUCAUGCUAGAUGCUUGCCCUGGCCCACUAGGAUAGGAUUUCAAACCUUUGCUUGUGCCUCCUUUCUGGCUAUAUCACAAACUGCUUAUGAAAGUGUCUUCCACUUUUGAAUCAGUUUGCUAUGUGGUAUGGUCUAGGCAGGAGGUGAACGGGGAAGUGUGUGAGCUGGGAAAAACCAUGCACAGAGUUCCCUUGGGCUCAUGGAACUAGCUUCACGGUUCUUUGGAUCCUAGCCUGCUUUUCCAGUGACUGUGCUCCUUGCCAAAAUCUAAGUAUGAGUGAAAAAAUGGCACUCCGUUCUUUAACAAGGAUUUAAGUCCCAUUGACUCCAAUGAAAGUUACUUACAGAAAUGAUGCCUAGCCUUGCUUGAACACAAAAAGUUUGGAUGGAGCUUUUCCUUUCCUUUCAAAUGUUCAUUUGUAAAUGUGGCAAUUAUCACUAUAAGCGUGCUAGCUAAUUCAAAGCUAGAGUAUGAGACAGAUGAACAAGGGCACAUGAGCUUCAACUGUAAGUUGCAGUAACAAAAAGCUGCAUUUCCUUCAGACAAAAAGGUUUCCUUCAGUAGCAACACUGAACAUUUUGACGAAGGCAUUAUAGAAUUGUUUUUGAACUACUUUCAAAUAUUAGUGUGGCAUAUUAAAAUUAUACUCAUUGCUGUUCUAUGUUUAGAAAUGCGUUACUGCUUUCCAUCAUGUAUGAGAAACAAGGGAAUCUGGUAAAGCAUUCAUUAUUUUCAUAUUACUAGCAUUUACAGACUAGAAAUAGUAUUUAAGUUUAGAUCACCUUAGGUAGUUUGCUCAUUUACAUUUUUCUCUUGUGUUUUUUUUUCUUUUGUUACGUUUUCUUCAAAUAUUUUGCAUUCUCAAGAAAAAAUCCAAUUAGAGGAUAUGUGCAAUACUGAAAGAGAAGAAACAGGCCCCUCAUCCAGGACUCAAAGUGGAAUGUACAGUGUGAUUUUUGUGAAAGUCUGUCAUUUUCUAAUAAUGCACUCUCAGGAAAGAAAGCAGGAUUGCUGGGAAGGGAACAACCGAAGAAAAGGGGUGUGGGGGAAAAGCCUUUGGUACAAAUGGAUCGUGUUGAGUCUGGCAGUGGCUGUACAAGUGCAUUGCAUGUGAACAAAAUGGAAGGACUGUAAGUGUUAGAUUCUGCAUAAUGCAUGCUGCAGUCCAUUGCUCAUUUGUAAGUCCCUUUGAAUGCAAUAGAACUUACUUCUGAGUAGACAUGUAUAGGAGUAUGCCGUGAAGCACUUUAGGGUGUUACUUUGUGCAUGUUUAGACGGCAAAAAGUUGACCACUCCCAGCAUUCCCCAGCAAACUCUGCUGGCUGAGGAACACUAGGAGUUGUAGGGCAUUGUUCUGGCUAAGCAUAUAUCAGGUAGCAUGGAAUGGAAGCUGGAGCCUGAGACAGGUAAUGACAAAAAGCAUCUACUGUUAAGCACGUACAGAACACAAGGCUUCAUCUCAUGCCUAAAGUGCUAUCUACUUAGCUUUGUGCUCGAGACCUUUGAGCAUGAUGCCAUUCAAAAGGGCAGAUUCAGCACUCUGGCCACCAAACAGGAAACGGCUCUUAACCUUUAGAGGCCCAGGAUCAGGGAUCUUUGCUUUGGUGCUUGUUCAUUUCACUUUCUGAAAUCUUUCCUAACACUUUGCUCCUGCUAUUCCCUCUAGCUGAAGAAUGAGUUGGUAGGGCAAAAUUAUCGCCUGCUUUAUUUUGCAUGAAAUCAAAAUGUUCAGUUGUAUCAGAUGCUUCACGUUUGUGUUAAGCACGUUUUCAAAAAGCUGCUGUUAGGCUGCAGUGCCUCUUUCUGAACGUAGCCCAUUCAGCUCCGAGCAUGGAACUUGUUUCUCAUGAUACAUGCAUGGACUUGUGCUGUAAGAAAACAACCUUAAACUAAAGUCUUUGGCAGAAACUGGGCCAAUAUUAUAUUUCACAAAGUUAUUGUGGAACUGGAAGGCCAAGCUGAGGCCUAUGAAUUUAACUGCACAUAUGCAUUUGUGGUUUAUCCCUUUAGCAAAGUGUGUCUGAGUCUUAAAUAAAUCUCUAAAAAAAAUUAGAGUUUUCAUAUUUUAAUCCCUUGAGGGUAUGCAUGAAAACUGGGCUUUCUUGAGUAGCCCAUCCAAAUUUAGUAUGUGGCUUGCUUUAACACUGAGAAUUCAUGGCUGACCAGAAUAGCCUCCCUGGAAUCUCACUCAUAGAUUAAUUGGAAUGGCAUCCAUGUGCCUGCCUUCACGCAGCCACUGCAUAGUAUUAGUGAUUUUACACCUCCAUUAAAUUUUUUGAGAGCAACAAAUUCUUGCUGGCCCUGGUUUUGGAAGAUUUUACUGACCACCGCAGGUGUUGUGGCUUUGUGCAUAUGGGUUUGUUUUUAAUUGUAAUUUUUUUUUGCAAAAAUUGUAAAAAUUAAAAACACUCCAUGCAUACACAAAAACUAGCAAGAGGAACUACGCUGCUAUCCAUAAUACUAUAAGUAUCAACUGGAUAUCUGCUGCUAAAUAGUCAGAACCCAUCUGACACAAUACAAACCUCCUCCUAGAAAAUCCAGAUAUACAAAUAUGCAGUUAAAUCAGGCAUACUGUAAGCAUUCAAGAGGUACGGAUUGGGAGAGUGCAAGUUUCUUUGUAAAUAGCUUUCUUUUUAAGUGGGAAUUUUUCUAAAAAAUAAAAAUGGUAGAUUGUAUAAAUCACUGGUAAAUCUAUGGAAAACACAUCAGGUAUCAUGGACUUUGUGUCCUCACUCCAAGGUUUCUUUUGGUGCCUCAAUUCAUCUGUCAUAUCCUUUCAUGAUUUUAUUUUUGUAAUCUUUAAGUACUGUACAUGCGGACUUUCCCAGCUUCUUUGGAGGUCAGUGAACUGGAUCUCUCUGUGCAAGCCCUUUGAUUGGUAUUAUGUAGCCUGUACACAUCUGCAUUUGAAUAAGUGCAGAAUCUCCUGGAAGAGCAAUUAAGAGAUCCUUCAUUUUUUGGAGGGACUUAUAUAAGGGUGUGUGGAUGUGUGUGCAUGCUAAGGUGGUGAGGAGAAGGGGCUGAAUGAGUUCAUAUCCCUACUAUGGGGAGAGGUUUGCAGGCCAGACAUGAGCACUGCUCUUGUCUGGAAUCAAAAUUCUGUUUUCAGGAUUUUUUCCUCCUCAUUUUGAUAAGAUUGCUCAGGUGGAACAUAGCCAAAGGCAAAGUUAAUUGGUCCCCCUCAAUCUAGGAUUACAGGGUGAGUUGGCCUCAUGCCGCAGAACAUUCUAGAUGAGUGCAUUUUUCUCCCCUUUAAAAACCAAUUUGAUGGGACUUUCACACUGUCAUUUUGCACGCGUUUCACAAACUAUACAACAGCCACUAUUGUCCUGUGUUGAGACUCCUGUUUGUUACGAAAUCAGAUUGGAUGUCUGUUGCGGGGUGGGGUGGUAAUGGUCAAAAGAGGCAACUGGAUCAUGACCGGGGAGGGUUUGUUUGUUUUUUCCAGAAAAACAAAUUGAAUCAAGAAUAUGUUCAUAAGGCUUGGUCUGGCAUCCUGGGUACUUUUUGUGUAUUUAUGCAUCCAUAUAUAUUACUCAGUGCUCUGUAUUAAAGUGUGUCUCCCACUGUUGCCAAAAGUUCCAAUUGUUGCAUUAUGAUCUAAUACAAAUCUCCAUUCUGAAGUUCAUAAUAUGAAGAGGGAAUAGGGUUUAUGUUUAUCAAGCUGCCUUCUGCAUCUGGAAGAGAAACUGUGGAGAGGUUCAUGAAAUGACUGAAGCUGGCAUUACAACAUAGUUGGGUUGUGUUUUAGGCUGGCUUCUAACCAAAUGGCUCUGCUUUGUUUAAGUGAAAUGAAUUGUUAGAAGUGAAUGAGGGAGCCAGCUGGUGAUCUCACAUUUUGUAGCAUUCUAAAAUGUGCCUUCUGAGCAUUUUUUGGCUUUUGUAAAACUUGACCCACAACUUUGAGCUAGAACCUUAUAGAGAUUGGUGUGCCACAAGUUCUAACUGCAGCCUUUUACUAUGCUAAAUGAUAGUAUCCAGAUGGAGAAUUGUUUAUGAAUUUCAGGGAUUGAGGGAGCAGAAUGACCUAUGUAGGAAACCAGAAAGGAGGCAACACAUACGGAUGUGUUUCCUUAGAUCUAAAACAAAUAAUAAUUUAAAUAGAGGCAAGCAGUCUUUUUUGCCAGAAGCCAUCUGUACAGUGGCAACAAUUCCAAAUAGCUUAUGUCCUUCCAAUGGGCCUCUAGUAAUUGUUGUUUAGCAUAAGGAGAACAAAAUUGUUAAACGUCUGGAAGAGUAUGUUGGUAAGGAGAGAUGGGAAGGAUGUGUGGUUGGUUUAUGAGCUGUGCGAUAGAGAUGGCAGAUGGAGCGUGUUAUCUUGAUUUUAUUCAUCUUGUUUGCUUAGAAAAGUGUUUUCAUUGAAAGUGGAUAGUUAUUGGUGUAGUGCAAGUUGAAGACUGAGUUUUUUGUUUUCAGAGUUUUGUCUUAUGAAAGGAUUCAGGAGGGAAUCAGGUGUGGUGUGUGUUUUGGAGAGAGAUGAAAUAAAGAGCCCUGUGAUACUUGGUGUUUUCAAGAUGAGGAAUACCAGUGUGUAAGAAGCAGCUUAGCUGUUUGGCCCACUGAAAAGCUAAUGUUAGAUACUGCCCAUAAAAAUAGUGUUGUUUUAUAAAAGGUAAAUCCUUCAAUGAUCACUGUUAAUCAGAAUAAAAUUUGCAUGUAAUGUAUCUCCAGCACUAAGGGAAUAAAACAAAAGGAACAAAAAUAAAGAUUGUAAGGUAUUGUUCUUGUGCUUGCCAUCAAAAGUCUUGGUGAGCUUAUGGGAAGGAUAUAAAUCUGUUUGCAUAGUAAAACUGACUGCACUGAUCAAAGUCAUUUUUGGCAGGUGAUAUUCAGUUUGCUUACAUUAAUGCACAUGUCACAAGAGAGAGCAACUGUGGUAAAAUGUCCUUGUAGCUCUCAUCAUUUCUGUAAUGAUCACUGGGAAAUGUUCGACUGGAACAUUAUCACAUUAGUCUUCAUGAAACAAACUGGCAGCAAAGACCAGUGCCUGUUCUGAUCUACUUUGGCUCCCUCUUAAAUUGAUUUUGGAUUAUCUUGACAUUCAAAUUUAAUAGAGGCAACUAAAGACUACAUAAUGAACCUCCUUCCUAAGGUCAAAAGCCUCCUUCUUUUGUCAAAUUUACAUUCUUGGCCUUUAAUUGUAACCUGUAGUAUUAAAUGAGAAUUUGUAUAAUUUUUCCAUUUCCAAAUUUAAUUUGAAAACAUGGGGCUAUUUUGCACAAAGAAUGAGCUCCUUAAUUGUCAUAGUUAUAUCUUAUUUGGACAGAACUAAAGUUAUAUGUAAAAAUGAAGUGUGUGUAUAUUUAGUUUGUUUUCAGAAACUGAAGUGGCUGUUGUAUUCAAAAUGACUUUGCAGUGAUAUCAUCCAAUAAUGAUUUACAGGCACACUCAGAAAAUUUUAGUGCUUAAAUUUUAGAGAUGCAGUUACAUUGGGUACUGAACACUGACCCAAUGAAAUGUGAUUUGGGGGAUAUUUACAACAUGGCUUAUUUGCCCCAUAAUAAAUUUCUGUUUAUGCAGUCAAGAACAUGAGUGCUGCGACUCUAGAUAGAACUUAGUCCUGAUUAUAUUUCUUUCAUAGGUUUUUGCUCAAGUGUUGUAGAAAGAGGGAAUUUGCAUUUUAAGAAUCAAGUGUAAGUGACUGUAAGUGGAACAGCAAAACACUCAGAUUAACCAUCAUGGUGUGUGAAUUAGAUUCUGCUCUAUCAAAGUGAUUAUGAGAUUGGAAUUGUGAAAGAAUAUCUUUUCUUUAUAUUUAAUGUCCCUUAAUACCUACAAUGCCUAUGAAUAUAUCUCAAAGAAAAGGAUGCUUGUGUGGCUUAAUUAGUUAAUAUUAAAGGCCUGUUUUUGUCUGUCAGACAGGGGUAUUAAAUUUAUUUGUUCCAACAUUUCAGGCAGGCAUGUUUUGCAGUAGAUUGCUACAUCCUUAUUUAGGGAGCUAGUUAAGAGUUGCAGAGGUAGUAAAUCAUUGCAGUUGUUGCAGCCAAUGUGAACAUAGAUACAUCACACCUAAGUAAAGUAUUGUAUAGCUAACUAGUGUAAUGAGGCUUUCUGAGUCCAUGGGUCUGGAAUUCAGGGUCACUGAUUUAUGGACACAGUUCCACAGAAAAUGUCUCAGAUCGCUUUGGCAGAUCUGUGCUGCAAUACUGUAAGAGUUGGCAUCUGUGUACUUGAUUAUUACUGAAAGAUAUAAAGACCCUAAGGCACACAGCUCAGUUUUUCAGUUUUUUCUCCAUCAACCAUCUGGCAUUAAUGAUGCUUGAAAAAUUAUUUGUCAGUUUCAGCCAUUUUGAAGUAUAGGGAUUAACUUUUUGUACAUGUUUUGGCCCUGUAGUCCUGUUUUGUGGGGAGUCUAAGCUUCCUUCAGACGUUCCCCUUGGACACCGUGUCCCUUAACGGUUGGCACAGCAUUGGUGUUGCAAAGAAGGAAAUGUCUUGCCCUUUGUGUCAGUAUCAGAAAUGCUUGAGAGAAGAAAGUCCCUGCUGUCUAAGAUCUGUACAGUGAACACUGAGUGUGAGUCAUUUGUUAAAACACAACAUUUGGUGUAAGUGUGUAAGAACCCAGCCAGCUCCUUCUGCUGAUAAUGAUUUUAAAGGCCUUUACUAUGUUACAGGAGAUGCUUGCACACAGCUUUGCAAGCAAAUGCAGCUGCACACAAACCAUGGGUUGUGGCCAGCACUGUUUGUCAUCCUGGGGCACAUGUCUUUGGACUCUGCAGUGUUUACUUUUGGAGAUGGCCAAGAAAGUUUGUCAUUCUGGGACACACUCAUAUGGAAGGGCUACAUGCUAGUUAUAAAGCAGUCUUUCUUACGGGAUUGCCAAGAGCAUCUAGGCUUUUGCCUCUGUUUUAUUCCCAGGUUCUUGCAAUGUGAAACUAUAGUACCAUAUUCAUUGACUCAGGCAGAGAGGGCGUGAUAGCAUGCUGUACCUCACCAUCAUCUCCCAGUUUACUCAUUGCUUGGACCAAAGGUGGUGCUAAUAGGAACUUCUAAUUUUUAUAUUUAUGUUUUUGUUGGAUUUUGUGUCUGUUUGUGUUUUGUUUUAAAUCAGCAACAUUUAAUGACCUAUUUGGCUAAAAAGAUUGGCCUCAGACCCUUUGAAUUCACAAAAGAUCUUUGGGACUCAGACAUUGCUGUAUGUUUUAACUGACCAUGCUUUUUUGAGAGAGAUAAAGGAUACUCUCAUCUUUAAAUGCUUGCAAAUUGUAAGACUUUUUUAAAAUUCAAUUUGUUUACAUCGUCUCUUAUGUCCUAUGGGAGGGAAAUAAAGUUUUUGAUCUUUUUAACUGUGUACUAA
Messenger RNA from Varanus komodoensis (Komodo dragon), 16851 nucleotides. It is a transcript of the gene SH3PXD2A, whose product is annotated as SH3 and PX domains 2A. NCBI's taxonomy places the organism in Eukaryota, Metazoa, Chordata, Lepidosauria, Squamata, Varanidae. The coding region runs from base 842 to 4138 and encodes 1098 amino acids. Gene Ontology annotation, biological process: superoxide anion generation. The record is from RefSeq and is a predicted model, not a curated record. The transcript is spliced from 15 exons. Gene Ontology annotation, molecular function: superoxide-generating NADPH oxidase activator activity; protein binding; phosphatidylinositol binding.